GAUGGGGUCCCCGCACUGGAAACGGCUCUGCCUUUUGCUCCUGGCAGGUUUAACAUCCUCCCUGCUCCUCUACAGUCACUACUACGCUACGGUGGAGUCGCCCACCAGCCAGAGGAUCAUAGCCAGCCUGCUGCAGCCAGAGCUGCUGGUCCUGGCUCCGCCGGGGACAUCGCGCCGGGCUGGCAGCCGCAGAUGGCCCCUUGAAGGCGGCUUAGAGAGCGGGAAGUCCUUCAAGCCUUCUGCCGAGCUGGAGGAGCCCAAGCCCAGCAGAAAGCAGCCCAGCACGUGCCUCCGCUCAGUGAUGGCCAGAGCAAAGGCAGACCCCAAGUUUGGGGAGAUCUUCCUCUUCGACACCCCCGUGCUAAUGUGGGACCAGCACUUCACCCCGGAGACGUGGGACAGGCUGAAGACACGACACGUCCCCUACGGCUGGCAAGGCUUGUCCCACACAGUGGUGGGCAGCACCCUCCGGCUCCUCAACACCUCCGCCAACAGGCACCUCUUCGACAGGGACGCCUUCCCCGGGGGCUGCGUCCGCUGUGCCGUGGUGGGCAACGGCGGCAUCCUCAACGGCUCACGGCAGGGCAAGGCGAUUGAUGCGCACAACCUGGUCUUCAGGCUCAACGGUGCCGUGAUCAAAGGCUUUGAGGAGGACGUCGGGACCAAGAUCUCCUUCUACGGCUUCACGGUGAACACCAUGAAGAACUCCCUCAUCGCCUACGAGGAGUAUGGCUUCACCCAGAUACCCCAGGCCAAGGACCUGAGGUACAUCUUCAUCCCCUCGGAUGUCCGUGACUAUGUCAUGCUGAAGUCGGCCAUCCAGGGCAGCCCAGUCCCCGAGGGCUCGGACAAGGGGGAUGAGCCACGGAAGUAUUUUGGACCGGAGGCGUCUGCGGAGAAGUUCAAGCUGCUGCAUCCAGAUUUCUUGCAGUACCUGACAGCGAGGUUCCUGCGGUCGGAGCUCCUGAACACGCAGUACGGCUCGCUCUACAUGCCCAGCACCGGCGCCCUCAUGCUCCUCACUGCGCUCCACACCUGCGACCAGGUCAGUGCCUACGGGUUCAUCACCGCCAACUACGAGCAGUUCUCAGACCACUACUACGAGCUGGAGAAGAAACCGCUGGUGUUUUAUGCCAACCACGACAUGAUGCUGGAGGCAGCGCUGUGGAGGAGCCUACACCAAGCAGGGAUCAUGACCCUCUACCAGCGGUGAGGCCGGGCGGUCGCCCACAGGGGCAAGUCCAAGGACUCCUGUGGCUCUUCUCCUCUUUCCCGAAGGCCACCUUCUCCCUCCCAAGGGCUCUCCCCAGCUGGCCAGCCAGCCCAAGGAGCUGCACCGCAGCCGGCGGUGGUGUGAUGGUAAGGGGCAAGCCGAAGCUGGUAAUGUUGCAUUUCCUUGGGGAUCUCCGCAAUGUUUUGUGGCUCAAUGUGAUUGAAAGUGGCCUUUGGGGCACCAAGAAGCACCACGGCACGUGGCUGUGAACUCCUAGCCCCACAAACACAGCUGUGGGGCAGCAGCGGCCCCUGUGAAGCACAGGAGGAGUAGGGUGAUGCUGGAAGAGGAUGCUGGAGAUGUGUACAUGUGGAAAACGCCCUUCACCUUGCCAUCACACUCCAGCUCAAAUGCUCGUUACCGUGGUGGGACCACAACAGGCAUGAUGAAUCCUUGGACUGGAGACGAGAUCAUCCAGCUAACAGGAAGGUGGUGUGUUUGGAGAACACCUCCCUCCCAGACUGCAGAAAGCCCGAACUCCAGCCACCUCUGGGUUGACAUGUGCUGCUUUCCAGAAGGAUCAGUUUGCCUCCAUGAUCAGCGGGAAAGACAGCGGCUUGGCUGCCCUCUCCUGUGACAGACACACAGUGUGCCCUGUCAUUUUCCCCUUCUCUAGGUCAUGGUGUUUUCAAACAAGGAAGGGUCUUAAAAGCCAUCAGCUAAGAGUAGGGUUACUGCAGCUCAGCCGGGACAUCGGAAACGUGGCUGGCCUUCGAGCAUCCUGGAGAUGCGAGCUGGCCUACUGCCCACGUGUGCGGUAGUGCGUUUGUUGGGUUUUUCUUGCACGGGGACCAUGUGGUGCCCUCUAAGUGCUUUGAGAAGGCAGCCCCAUGCCAGGUGGGUUAGGGAACCUGCUAGCUCGUUGGGUGAGUCAUUCUUUUAAUUUUUUUUCCUCCCCAAAAACCCGAGGGAGGUGAAGCUCUUGAACCCUUCAGCCACCCCAUGUAAGCCAGCGCUGCUAAGGAAGACCCACUGGCGAGGCUGCUCCAGCUGGUGGUGGCCGGAGGGUUGAUAGGGAAUAGCAGAGGGAGCGGCGUAACCUGAGACACUUUCCCACUUUGUGUAAUUACAUAAAUGUUGAAUGAUUUUCUUUUAUGCCUGUUUCUGUUGUUUUGAUGAACUGGGUGGGGGUGAGAGCCCCUACCUCCCGCAGCAGGGGAGCUGUAGCAUGUAGUAGAGCAAACCUUUGACUGGGGAA
Molecule: messenger RNA, 2471 nt
Organism: Gymnogyps californianus (California condor)
Lineage: Eukaryota; Metazoa; Chordata; Aves; Accipitriformes; Cathartidae
Gene: ST6GALNAC2
Product: ST6 N-acetylgalactosaminide alpha-2,6-sialyltransferase 2
Exons: 10
Coding region: 2-1213 (403 amino acids)
Molecular function (GO): sialyltransferase activity
Source: RefSeq, a predicted model, not a curated record